AUGGGUUUAAGUUCUAAGCAGGUUUCUAGCAGUGGACUUGAUUGGAAACAAACCUUAUUGGAAGCUCAAGAUUUGGAACUUCCAAAGCCUAAUCUGAUGAGGAAACAACAGCAGCAGCAAGCUCAGCCUUCUGAAUCUUUGAAGUGCCCAAGAUGUGACUCUUCCAACACCAAAUUUUGUUACUACAACAACUACAACAAGUCUCAGCCUCGCCAUUUCUGCAGGGCUUGCAAGAGGCACUGGACUAAAGGUGGAACUCUACGGAAUGUUCCAGUAGGUGGUGGAAGGAAGAACAAGAGGGUCAAAAAAUCUAACACACCAACACCGUCUUCCACCACUGCCACUACUACCCCCAUCACAGCCACCCCUUCUACUUGCACUGGCACUGUCACGACCUCAAUCGGCAACAUGGAUGCUAUGUUAGGUAGUAGCCACGUGACAAUUCAAACUCCUCUUGCAGAUGAUCAGAAAAACAUGGCUUCCUCUCUCUACCAAGCUCUAAUUCGUCCACCACCUUUGCUGCUACAACAGAAUCCGAUGAACACAAGAGACUUAGACGGUAAAGAUUUUGGUAUUGGUAUUGGUAUUGGUAUUGGUAAUAAUGGUAUCUUCCCGAGUUCAACUUUACCUCUUCCUCAUCAAAGCCAAAGCCUACUCUUCCCUUUCUCAACCUCAAGCAGCUCUUUUGACACCAACCCUUGUUCAGUGUCAACCUCUCUGAGAUCCUCCCAUGUUUACAACUAUGGGGAGGAGUUUAAAGCAGUGGAGGAACCAACCAUCAACAGUACUACUGUAGUGCCUAGCACAGGUGGCACUAACACACAGCCAUGGGAGAUAGCGGCAACAAGUGGUGUUGGCUUGGGAACUUCAAACUAUUGGAAUUGGGACGACUUUGAUUCAUUGGUCUCAACUGAUCUGAAAGAUCCCUGGGAUGAUUCUGAUAUCAAACCCUGA
This is a messenger RNA of Sphenostylis stenocarpa, 954 nucleotides long. Lineage: Eukaryota; Viridiplantae; Streptophyta; Magnoliopsida; Fabales; Fabaceae. The record is from the annotation of a GenBank genome assembly.